AACAAAAAAAUGCAUCAAAAGAGAACAAACAAAACAGAGCAAAACAAGUAUGACUAAAUAAAAUAAAAUAAAUAAUACAUUACAUUACGAUCGAGACCUUUGUCUCUCUAGCACUUUCUUUCUCUUCUUCUUUUUCUUUUUUCUGCUGGACUUUUCUUCGAACACAUGGAAGACAAAAGCACUGUUCUAGCCAGAAACGACUGAGAGACAGAAAAACAACGAAAGGGUUUGGUGGGUGUGAUCAUAUGAAGAGAGUGAGUGAGUGAUUGAGUGAAGAAAGCAACUAACGAGUUUUGAGAUUGAUGGAGGGAGCGGAGGAGGAGCUAGAAAGAAGGAGCAAGUUCCUCCAUAGCUUGAUUCAGAAGAAGAAAGCCGUGGAGCAGCAUGAACAGAAUGAGAGCCUCAACGUUCGAGUCAGGGCUUCCGAUAUGCCUUUCCCUUUGCAGAGCCAAGCCUUUCGAUGUGCACGUGACCACCUUGACUCCAUGCCUCCCGGCAAGCUCGACAGUAAACGCCUCGCGCUCGCACUUAAGAAGGAAUUUGACUCAACCUAUGGUCCUGCUUGGCACUGCAUUGUGGGAACAAGCUUCGGUUCAUAUGUCACGCAUUCGCUUGGGGGAUUCUUGUAUUUUUCGAUCGAUAAGGUUUACGUCCUUCUUUUCAAAACUGCGGUCGAGCCUUUGGACCAAUAAAUAUAAGUUCUAUGCUUGUCUGUUUGGUUUUACAAUCUAAAAAUAUCAAUUUAAUUACAUGUAAAAUUAUAGUCUGAAACAUUCAUAGGCAUCUAAGUUCCAUGUCAUACUUUUUGUAUCUGCAUUUAUGAAAACUUUUCUCUAGUUUAAGAUUCUGAGACUCAAAGCAUAAAAAUGUAAGGCCGCUUGCUAUGAUAAUACAAUGGAUGUCACUAACUUCUUCUCUUGUGA
This is a messenger RNA of Humulus lupulus (European hop), 923 nucleotides long. Its product is annotated as dynein light chain 1, cytoplasmic. The coding region runs from base 303 to 692 and encodes 129 amino acids. Gene Ontology annotation, biological process: microtubule-based process. Gene Ontology annotation, cellular component: dynein complex. NCBI's taxonomy places the organism in Eukaryota, Viridiplantae, Streptophyta, Magnoliopsida, Rosales, Cannabaceae. Gene Ontology annotation, molecular function: dynein light intermediate chain binding; dynein intermediate chain binding. The record is from RefSeq and is a predicted model, not a curated record. The transcript is spliced from 2 exons.